CCUAAACAUAUAUAAGUGUCUUCUUCUUCACAAUUUUGCAGCCGUGAUUUCAUUUUAUUCUCUUCCUCUUCCCAGCGCGAAUCGACGGCGGCGACGACGUAACCACCACCUUUCUCUUCUCUGUUGCAACCAUGGUGAGAGUGAGUGUAUUGAACGAUGCUCUUAAGAGUAUGUACAAUGCCGAGAAAAGAGGAAAGCGUCAAGUCAUGAUUAGGCCAUCCUCCAAAGUUAUCAUCAAGUUCCUUAUUGUCAUGCAGAAACACGGUUAUAUUGGUGAGUUUGAGUAUGUUGAUGAUCACAGAGCUGGAAAGAUUGUUGUUGAAUUGAAUGGUAGGUUGAACAAAUGUGGAGUUAUUAGUCCUCGUUUUGAUGUUGGUGUUAAGGAGAUUGAAGGUUGGACUGCUAGACUUCUUCCUUCCAGACAGUUUGGUUACAUUGUUUUGACCACUUCUGCUGGCAUUAUGGAUCAUGAAGAGGCUAGGAGAAAGAAUGUUGGUGGUAAGGUCCUAGGCUUCUUCUACUAGGCCAUUUUUUUUGCUGAGGAAUUUUUGUGAUUUCUGUUUUUGGUUUACCUGAUGUAGUGGAGUAUGUGCUACACCUAGUAAUAUCAAGAAUAGUAGGAGCUGUUUUGUGAUAUGAUUUGUUUUGUUUUUCAAAACCAAGUUGGUAUAUUUACCCGAUUUCUUCUAUAUAUUUUCCAAUGUACUGAAAUGUACUGGUAGAAUUGUUUAAUUUUCCGUUGUCCUGAAAUGUACUGGUAGAAUUUGUUUUGAAUGUUAAGUGCUUUGAUUAUAAGGUUGGAUCAUCUACUUUGAA
Molecule: messenger RNA, 816 nt
Organism: Trifolium pratense (red clover)
Lineage: Eukaryota; Viridiplantae; Streptophyta; Magnoliopsida; Fabales; Fabaceae
Product: 40S ribosomal protein S15a-1
Exons: 4
Coding region: 132-524 (130 amino acids)
Biological process (GO): translation
Cellular component (GO): ribosome; cytosolic small ribosomal subunit
Molecular function (GO): structural constituent of ribosome
Source: RefSeq, a predicted model, not a curated record